GGAAUGGACAUCUCUGCCUUCCUGUCUCCGUUCUUAUGGCGAUGCUCCUCAAUGCUGCCCUAGGUGUAGUCUGCAGGCAGAAGUCCUCCAGAUGCUCCCUCGGCAGCCAGAGAGGUGGUAGGCAGCUCAGAAUGGAGCUAGCUGCGAUCCUCCUGCUUGUGGCCAUCCAGCUGAAUGUCCAGGUGGUGUCUCAGGUGAAGGAUGUUGCCUGCGAUGACAAUGAUGUCUUCCAAGCUGUGGAUGUAGCGCUGACGAAAUACAACAACCAAAAGUCAUCGGGCCCCCAGUUUGUCCUGUACCGAAUAAUUACAGCCUCGCUGACGGAUUCCAGUGAGCGCACCUUCACUAUAACCUAUGAAAUCCGAGAAAGCAACUGCAUGAUCGAGACAGGCAAAAACUGGAAAGAAUGUAGCUACAAAGAUUCUGCAGAAUGGAAGCAGGGAGAAUGCACAGCCAUAGUGAAGAGUCAGAAUGGAAAAGAAUUCAAAGUCAUUGAACAGAAUUGCCACAUCAUUCCAGCUCAUGAUGUUGUGGUGGCAGUUCAUAGCCCAUGCCUUGGAUGUUUCAAUCCCAUAUCAACCAACCAUUCAGAUUUGGAAGAGAUUUUGAAACAUGGCCUUCAAUCUUUUAAUGAAAAAUCCAAGCAUGAAUACCUCUUUGCCCUUAAAGAAGUUAUGAAUGCCUCGAGACAGGUAGUCAAUGGGUGGAAUUAUAAGAUCCAAUAUUCAAUCGUGCAAACUGACUGCUCAAAGAAGGAGGAUGGACAAUUAAGUGACAAAUGCAAGCCUACGCCUCAAGGGGAGAUAAGUGUCUGCAGCGAUUUCACCUAUGUAGAUCCCCAAAUGAAAAUCAGUAUUGUCUCCCAGGCUUGUAACCCAGGGAGUGACUCAGCAUCUUCUGUGACCCAGAAGAUGUCUGUCUAUAGCCCAGAGCUGAAAGAGCCUUUGAGACAUUCCCUGGAAAAAAUCAACUCUGAGAAUAAAAAUAACUUCUAUUUCAAGAUGGAAACCAUUGAGAAAGCAGAAUCCCCGGCAGGACCUGGACCCAAAUAUAUCAUUGAAUUUCUCAUCAAAGAAACUGAAUGCUCUAAAGAGAAAGACAAGUAUUCUGAAGACUGUGCAUUUAAGGAAUCUGGGGAUGGUUUGAAAUGCAUAGCGAAUGUCUCUGUGGAGGACGAGGGUACAUUUAAUCCUACAGUUCGCUGUGAGCAUCCAACAGAGAUGCUUAUGAAAAGGCCUCCAGGUUUUUCCCCUUUUCGAGCAGCUGCAGUGAUCCCAGAAAUGGAAGGAGCAGAGGCUCCAAGUGAGCCCCAGACUUCUGACAUGACAGAUCAGGAGGAAGCGCAAGGCCCAGGAAAAGAACAAGGGCUUACUCGUAGCUUUGGUCCCGGGCACCAAAAGGAACAUAACUCUGGCCAUGGGCACAAAGAUCACCGUGGUCUUGGCCUUGGCCAUAAACAUGAGCAUGCUCACAGUCAAGGACAUGGCCACAGGCACAAACACAAACAUGGUGAAGGCCAUAGGAAACAUGAGAAAAAAGGCAAGAAAAGCCCUGGGAGUUGGACAGACAGGUAUCUGGACAGCCCAGCUAAAGAGAAUUCUCCUUCCAAGACACAAGAGGAGACACAAGGCCCACCACCCCUCCUUAGCUCAGCAUUGCAAGAGGUCACUAUUACUCCUUCUGAUUUUCAAGAUUUAGAUCUCCUUGAUCUUAACCCAACCAAUCCUCCAUCUGAGCCUAAAACCGACGAGAAGACAAAGGAGACGGCAGGGGAGGAAGAGUACACAGAUGAUGACUGGAUCCCAGACAUCCCUAUCCAGCCAAAAAGCUCCUUGUUUACUUUGGUGCCUGAUUUUCCAGAACCACCUGCCCCCAAAUGCCCUGGACGCCCAUGGAAACCGAUUGAUGUGAUGGACCCAGUCAAGGAAGAGAGCCAAUAUAUGGACUUUGACCUCUCUGAUGCUCUUGAAUUUGGGAAGAAAUGAUUCUCCUUCUGGCUCUUCACCAUCCUACUGCCCAAAUACAAUGGACCACAUACCAGAAAUGUCAGAAUAGCCUAGAACAAGGGUUGAGACUCAGCGUGGACACUGGAAGUCUCAACGAACUAAUGAAAAGUUGUUUUGCAAAGAGCAAAUCUAUCCUCAUUUCUUUGGACAAGCAAGUUCCCUCAGCAAAGCAGAAGAUGGAGAAAGUGGAUUUGUUUUGAGGCCAUUUUCCACUGGAGUUCCUAAGAACAGAUAUCAGGGGGGAAGGAUAUUUGUUGCUUGGAAGGAUAAUUAUUAUCUUUAAUUAUCUAUUCAAACUAAUCUUCAUCUGUGCAUGAGUGUCAAAAAACAGAAACUAAAUAGGAACUAAAGAUGUGCCCGUCAUAUAAUUAAUUGAUGCUUAAUUAAUGCUUAUUGAUUGAUUGAUAGAAGUAUGAUUAUCAAAGAAAUCUUUUUAUGAUUGGAAA
Messenger RNA from Phascolarctos cinereus (koala), 2452 nucleotides. RefSeq names its product kininogen 1 (gene KNG1). Gene Ontology annotation, cellular component: blood microparticle; extracellular region. The record is from RefSeq and is a predicted model, not a curated record. Gene Ontology annotation, biological process: negative regulation of blood coagulation; positive regulation of cytosolic calcium ion concentration; defense response. Lineage: Eukaryota; Metazoa; Chordata; Mammalia; Diprotodontia; Phascolarctidae. Gene Ontology annotation, molecular function: cysteine-type endopeptidase inhibitor activity.